AUGGUUGAGAUCGAUCCCACGCGAGACCAGCAAUACCAGCACAAUGUUCACCAGAGGACGGAUAGCUAUGGAUCUCAACCAGGACGCACCACUCCACGACCCGCCGUGAAGCCCAUCAGACCUGGCCUGGCCUUCAGUCAAGACUACCAGGGUCCCUACACGCCCUAUAGAAGGUCUAUGGCUGACUCGUUCGUCACCAGCCCCGGUGACUCGCGCUCAGCUACUCCGUCUUUGUAUCAGAAUCACCAUUUUCAAAGUCACGCGAGCCUGACAGAGCUCGUGAGCCAGCCUCCAUCACCAGUGCUGGCCAAGGACUGGGUUCAACCCGGAUCGAUUGCCCGGCUGCAUGACCGCGACGAUGCUGAGAUUUGGAAGGGCUGGAAACGAUGGCUCUUCCAUUUGGUCCCCAUUUUGACCGUUGCCAACAUGGGACUGUACGUGGCUUAUCUGGGUUUACGCAUAGCAUGCGUUAUCUUCGCACAGAAUGUCAGCCACAUGGCUUUUCCAGGUGCCUGGGUUUUCAUUGCAAUCGAGAUUAUCGUCGCUAUUCCUUCUCUCAUGCACAACUGUUGGACCAUGAUGGCUAUGAAGAAGAGAAGAAGAGCGAAACUGCGGCUGACUGGAGAUGAUGUCCCAACCGUGGACGUGUUCAUUACUUGCUGCGGCGAAGAUGACGACGUCGUCCUCGACACUUUUCGGGGCGCCUUGGACCAAGACUACCCGCGCGAUCGAUUCAGGGUUAUCCUCUUGGAUGAUGGCGCAUCGGCUAGCUUGGAAGAGGCCGUCAACCAGCUCGGACAGGUCCAUCCUAAUGUAUUUUACAUGGCACGGAAGAAGAUCCCCGGCGUGCCUCACCACUUCAAAGCUGGUAACCUGAACUACGGUCUCGACGAGACCCGACAACUGCCUGGCGGUGCUGGUCAAUUCAUGGCCGCUCUGGACGCGGAUAUGAUUCCCGAGCAGGACUGGCUCCGGGCUGUUCUUCCCCACCUCCUGAUAGAUCCAAAGAUGGCCCUUGCCUGUCCUCCCCAAUUGUUCUACAACACUCCGCCAUCUGAUCCACUUGCUCAAAGUCUGGACUUUUUCGUCCACGUGAUUGAGCCCAUCAAAGAUGCGAUGGGCGUUGCCUGGUGCACUGGUUCUGGUUAUGUAGUUAGACGGGACGCUCUGGACGAGAUUGGCAACUUCCCGUUAGGCUCUCUAGCUGAAGAUGUCGCUACGUCGACACUCAUGCUUGGCAAAGGAUGGCACACUGCGUACAUCCACGAACCCCUCCAGUUUGGUACUGUGCCGGAUGACUACGGCUCUCACUUGAAACAGCGUACUCGAUGGGCCAUUGGAACAGUUGACACUGCCGUUAAGCUGAAAUUCUCCCUCUGGGGAGACGCCGUUCGUCAAAUGACUGCGGCUCAACGCUUCUCUGGGUUUUUGUACGCCACUUUGAGUGUAUAUACAAUCCUUCUCACUGCGUCCCUGUUCGCCAUUCCUAUCAUUCUGCUAUGGGGCAAACCUCUUGUGGCCUAUGCCAACGAUGAACAACUCAGAUGGCUCAUGCGGGCCUGUUUCGCAGCGACCAUUGCCAAUCGCCUUUGCGAAUUUGUGCUCUUCAUCCCUGCCGGUUAUCAUACUGGUCAGCGUGGGUCCCGAUACCAGCUUUGGAUGGCACCCUACAUCGCCCUUUGCAUUGUCCGGGCAUUCAUCCUUCCCAGGUGGCUGGGUGGUCAAGCCCAAGCCUUCAAACCCACUGGUUCAUUGAGCUCAGCACUUGAGGAGCGUGAUCCGAAGAGACGAAAGAACAUGUUCGUUCGCCUCUCGACAAUUCUGUUCAACUACAUGGCUUUGUUCCAUUUGGCAUUCGUUUACGUCACUCUGGCAGCCGUUAUCCUGUCAUCGUAUCGUUGCUUCUUCCAGGAGUCUGGCUUCAGGAAUGUUUUCACAUGUCUUAUGACACAUGCAUUCUGGCCGCCGUUGACCUUCCUCUUCAUCUGCACUUCCCUUUGGAUACCGAUUUCAUAUGCGAUCGAUCCUCCGUCGAUGCCCGAUCGGGAAGACCUGUUGAAGCGAGACCCAAAGACCGGAGUCGCCCACCCGACAAACAAGAGCAAGCGCAUUGCCUUUGGUGGCCAAGCUGCCUGGUUCGAGCUCGAGUAUACAGUCGCAACCGCCUGGACAGUCGUGGUCUUUGUCUACUCUUUCUUCUUUUGA
Talaromyces proteolyticus is the source of this 2205-nucleotide messenger RNA. Its product is annotated as putative glycosyl transferase. The record is from RefSeq and is a predicted model, not a curated record. Bases 1 to 2205 code for a protein of 734 amino acids. The transcript has 3 exons. NCBI's taxonomy places the organism in Eukaryota, Fungi, Ascomycota, Eurotiomycetes, Eurotiales, Trichocomaceae.